This is a messenger RNA of Alosa sapidissima (American shad), 4389 nucleotides long. It is a transcript of the gene cntnap2b, whose product is annotated as contactin associated protein 2b. The transcript is spliced from 25 exons. Lineage: Eukaryota; Metazoa; Chordata; Actinopteri; Clupeiformes; Clupeidae. The record is from RefSeq and is a predicted model, not a curated record. Bases 362 to 4312 code for a protein of 1316 amino acids.
CACCUGGACAGCGACCCUUUCGGAGGCCUUGUUUCAAAUUGGAUAUAUGCACUCUAACAAUGCAAACAGAGGAAACACACCAACAUAUUUUGGAACAAUGCAAUGUGAAUACUUGUUCUAACAACCCAGCGCUCUUUGUCAAGGAAGGUCCGUUGUUGCUGGGUGAUAGUGGUUGAAUUGCGCACCAGCUCGAAGAGCAUUUGCUUGAUAGCAGCCCCAGUACUGCUGCUCAUAUAACCGUAACUGUGCUACCGCCUUGUGGGUUGCCUCCGCGAAGGGAGGGGUGUGAUAGCCUACCAGACGUACAGUGGAAGAGAAAAUAUCCACGAUCGCCUUUGUUGACGGCGCUUUGAAAGAGAAGAUGUGGCGCUUCCCCAUACCUGGGGUAACGUUAUUGCUGUGGAUACUUGGAGUCCUCGGCAACCUAAGCACCGCGCGCUCAGCAUCCCAAAAAUGUGACGAGGUGUUGGCCACCCCGCUACCGUACAGUGCGUUCACGGGGUCCUCGGUGCUGUCUGGUGACUAUGGGGCCGGCUAUGCCAAACUCAACAGGAGAGGAGGAGCUGGGGGCUGGUCGCCGCAGGACUCGGACCGGUACCAGUGGCUCCAAGUGGACCUCCGGGGCAGGAAACAGAUCACUGCCAUAGCAACGCAGGGCCGAUACAGCAGUUCUGAUUGGACGAAGCAGUACAGGUUCCUGUAUAGUGACACAGGGAGCAACUGGAGGGCCUACCGGCAGGACGGCACCAUAUGGACGUUUUCUGGAAACUGGAACUCCGAGAAGGUGGUGAGGCACAACCUCCAGUAUUCCAUCGUGGCACGGUAUCUCCGCUUCAUCCCGUUAGAGUGGAGUGAGGAGGGACGAGUAGGGCUGCGCGUGGAGGUCUACGGCUGUGCUUACUGGUCUGACGUGAUCAGCUUUGAUGGCCAGGGAGUAAUGUCCUACCGCUUCCGGGCGAAGAAGAUGCGCAUCCUGAAGGACCUGAUCUCCCUGAAGUUUAAGACGACCAAAGGGGACGGAAUUCUCCUGCACGGAGAAGGACAGCAAGGGGACUACAUCUCCCUGGAACUCCAAAGGGCCAAGCUGUGGCUCCAGAUCAACCUAGGAAGUAAUCAGUAUGGCUCUAUCCAGGGCCACACAGCUGUGUCCAGUGGUAGUCUCCUUGACGAUGACCACUGGCACAGCGUGGUGAUACAACGUUAUCGUCGGAGUGUCAACUUCACCCUGGACCAGCACAUACACAGCUUCCGAACCAAUGGAGAGUUCGAUCAUCUCGACCUAGAUUACGAAAUCAGCUUUGGAGGCAUGGCGGUGUCCAGUAAGCCAAACUCUGGAGGCAGAGAGAACUUUGUAGGCUGCAUGGAGGGCAUUGUUUACAAUGGAGACAAUAUCACUAGCCUGGUCCGCAGGAAGAAACUGGACACAUCCAGCUUUCGCAAUCUGACGUUCUCCUGCGCAGAGUCGCACAUGUUCCCCGUGUUCUUCAACGCCACCAGUUUCGUGUUGCUGCCGGGGCGGAGCGAUGCGGACACGAUGUCGGUGAGCCUGAUGUUCCGCACGUGGAACCCCAAUGGGCUGCUGCUGUUCUCACCGCUGGUCUACGGAGGGGUGGAGAUCAGCCUGAUGGACGGGAAGGUCACUGUGCACAUCUACGUCUCUCAGAAACAGAGCACACGCGUGGACAUAUCCUCUGGGUCUGGGCUCAAUGAUGGUCAAUGGCACAGCGUCCACUUCCUGGCCCUGGAGAGCUUUGCCAUGCUGACCAUCAACGGCGAUGAGAUGUCCUCAGUGCGGGCGGCCCUUCCUAUCAUGAUCAGGACGGGAGGCUCCUACUACUUUGGCGGCUACUUCCCCCGGACCAACCUGUCCCCCACGCAGAGGUCCUUCCAGGGAUGCAUGCAGCUGAUCCACGUCGACGAGCAGCUGGUGGACCUGCAGGCGGUGGAGAAGGGCUCGCUGGGGACCUUCGAGAAUGUCAGCCUCGACAUGUGUGCCAUCAUAGACCGGUGUGUGCCCAAUCACUGUGAGCAUGGUGGCCGCUGCUCUCAGACGUGGAACUCCUUCAGCUGUGCCUGUGAGGGGACGGGCUACACCGGGGCCACCUGCCACACCUCUGUGUACGAGCAGUCUUGUGAGGAAUACAAGCACCUGGGGAGGACGUCCGACACGUACUGGAUCGACCCAGAUGGCAGCGGGCCUCUGGAGCCGUUUAAAGUCAACUGUAUCAUGACGGAGGAUAAAGUGUGGACAACGGUGGCCAAUGACCUGCCUGCCCAGAGUCCUGUGAGUGCAGAGUUGGAGGCAGCCACUGUGCUGGAUCUCAACUACAGCAUGUCAACUGAACAGAUUAAUGCUAUCACCAGCAGUGCAGAACACUGUGAGCAAUACUUGGCCUAUGCCUGCCGCAUGUCACGUCUACUCAACACACCAGCAGAGGGGCCUCCAUUCACCUGGUGGCUGGGCAGAGGCAAUGAAAAGCACACCUACUGGGGGGGCUCAGGGCCGGGUGUCCAGAAAUGUGCCUGUGGGAUCGAACGCAACUGCACUGAGCCCAGCCACUACUGCAACUGUGAUGCAGACCAGAGGCAGUGGAGAGAAGAUUCUGGAAUUCUCAUGUAUAAGGAUCACUUGCCCGUCAGUCAGGUGGUGGUCGGGGAUGUGCGCCGGUCCGGCUCUGAGGCCCGGCUCACUGUGGGGCCUUUACGUUGUCAGGGAGAUCGUAACUACUGGAACGCUGCCUCCUUCAACACACCGGCGUCCUACCUGCACUUCCCCACCUUCUCAGGGGAGACCAGUGCAGACAUCUCCUUCUAUUUUAAGACCUCGUCCACUUACGGCGUCUUUCUGGAGAACCUGGGCAACACUGACUUCAUCCGCCUGGAGCUCAAAUCACCCACGACUGUCUCGUUCUCCUUCGACGUGGGCAACGGGCCGGUGGAGCUGACCGUGAACUCGGCCGGGCCACUCAACGACGACCAGUGGCACAGGGUGGAGGCCGAGCGCAACGUCAAGGAGGCGGUGCUACAGCUGGACGGACGGCACAGGGAGGUGCGCCUGGCUCCACCCCAGGGACACACCCGCCUCCAGCUCUUCAGCCAGCUCUUCGUGGGUGCAUCAGGGGGUCAAAGAGGUUUCCUAGGAUGCAUUCGAUCCCUGAAGAUGAAUGGUGUGACCCUUGACCUUGAGGGGAGGGCUGAGGUCACACCGGGGGUGAAGCCUGGCUGUUCGGGACACUGCAGCAGUUACGGCAUGCACUGCCAGAAUGGGGGAAAGUGCCUGGAGAAGUACAACGGCUACUCCUGUGACUGCUCCCUCACCGCAUUUGAUGGCCCUUUCUGCACUGAAGAUGUUGGUGGCUACUUCGAAACAGGUACUGUGGUCCGUUACGACCUGAUGUCCGACUCUGGGGCUUCUUCUCUGAGGGAAGGCAGGGGAUCCCUGUCUCCGCUGACCGCCGAGGCCAACCUGACCCAGGAGGAGCUCACCUUCAGCUUCAGCACCUCCAACUCCCCCAGCGUGCUCAUCUACGUCAGCUCCAGGACACAGGACUAUCUGGCCGUGGUGCUGCGCCACAACGGUACCCUUCAGAUCCGUUAUAACCUUGGGGGACUUAGGGAGCCUUUCACCAUCAGUCUGGACCAGCGGAACAUGGCCAACGGGCAGCCCCACAGCGUCAACAUCUCCAGACAGGACAGGGUCAUCCACCUACAGCUGGAUCACUAUCCAUCAGUGAGUUACAUCUUACCAGAAGCCUCAGACACAGAGUUCAAUCUUGUCAAGACAAUAUUCCUUGGAAAGGUUUUCGAGACGGGUCAGAUCGACCCUGUGAUCAUCGAGAAGUACAACACCCCGGGCUUCAUGGGCUGUCUCUCCCGAGUGCAGUUCAACCGCAUCGCCCCUCUGAAGGCAGCACUGCGAUCAGGCAUCUCCUCGACCGCCUCAGUGCAGGGGGUCCUCGUGGAGUCUAACUGUGGGGCGUCUCCUCUCACUAUUUCACCCAUGUCUGCUGCCUUCGACCCCUGGCACCCAGAAUCAGCUGGUGCCCAGUUCCCUUUCAAUGAAGAGAGGGUGGGCCGAGAUGGGCUGAAUCGUGACUCUGCGAUCAUUGGGGGUAUCAUCGCCGUGGUGAUCUUCACCAUCUUAUGCACCCUGGUGUUCCUGGUCCGCCACAUGUUCCGCCACAAGGGCUCCUACCAUACCAACGAGGCCAAAGGAGCCGAAUCGGCGGACUGUGCCGACGCAGCCAUCAUAGUCAACGACCCCGCCUUCACAGAGACUAUUGAGGAGAGCAAGAAAGAAUGGUUCAUCUAGGCAGAGGUUUCUGGAGUUUCUGAGCAGAGCUGGACUGCCCACAAGGGCAGGCCUAAUAAUAAAGUCUACUCAAUGAA